Heterobasidion irregulare TC 32-1 is the source of this 4579-nucleotide messenger RNA. RefSeq lists its product as uncharacterized. Gene Ontology annotation, biological process: protein phosphorylation; intracellular signal transduction. The record is from RefSeq and is a predicted model, not a curated record. Bases 1 to 3870 code for a protein of 1289 amino acids. The transcript is spliced from 4 exons. Gene Ontology annotation, molecular function: protein serine/threonine kinase activity; ATP binding. Lineage: Eukaryota; Fungi; Basidiomycota; Agaricomycetes; Russulales; Bondarzewiaceae.
AUGCCCUCCCCCGCGGCUGCCCUCCCCCCGCCCGCACAGGUCCCGGCCCAGGUGCUCCCCGCCCAGCCCGGUCCUGACCACCCACCGCCUGCGUCCGCCCUGCCACCCAAUGCAUCCAGCGCUGCAGACACAGACCCCAGUCUCCAGGAGCAGGUGACGUCUCUCGAGACCGUCCUCCCGCUGCCCCGUCCCUCACACCCUCCCCAGGCUCCCUCUCCCUCCCGCUCGUCUUCGCUCCUCGCCCCAAAGACGCCCCAGCCCCAGCUCUCGCCCAGGCGGCCCUCCCUCAUGCAGUCCCAGAACACGGACCACUCCACCGUCACCUCUCGCCUCGGCUUCUCCUCUCGCAGAAAGUCCCUCGGCUUCCUCACAUCCACAACAACCCCCUCCACCCCCCGCGACUCUCCUCCACCGCCCUCCCCAGAUCGUGACCACCUCUCCCCCACCCCUCCCGACCACCCCGACCCCCCACCACCGACGACAAACACCCUCAAGGCCACAAAGCACCUCCCAGGGCCCCUCCACGAUCUCAAGCGUUUCCUCAACCACCACAUCCCCCACCACCACAGCGCUUUCCUCCAUCCCCACCACCACCACCACCACCAUCACAAUCCCCACGUCCCCUCCACCGCACCCGUCUCUGCUAAUCUCACCCCCGCAGAGCCCUAUCUUCAUCCCGGUGACAUCCUCCUUCACCUCCACGACUCGGACAAUCCUUUCCUCUCCGACGCUCCCUCCAGCCACCCGUCCACCCAGCCCUCUACCCAGCCCCCGAGCCCACCCCGCUCCAAUGCCUCUCCCGAGCCCUCCACAGCCUCGGGCUCGACCCCCGUCCCAGAGCUCAAGCCCCACAAGGAUCACAAGCUCUCCACCAUCUUCAUGCGCAAGGACAGGCACAAGGACGACAAGUCGCCCGCCGCCAGCAUAAAGCCCCCCAGCGACCGCCCGCCCAUCGACAAGUCCCCGUCCCCGUCGCUCUCCGCUCGCUCCAGCAGGAAGGGCUCUCACUCCCCCGCUCACGACGGUCCCGCCCACGCGCCCUCGUCCCGGCAGUCCUCCCCGCACAAGCACAAGCACAAGCACGACUCCCAUGGUCGCCGCGCCCCCUCUCCCCGCGCCUCGGGCUUCCUCACUCCUGGCGGCACCGCUGCAGCCGCCCACGGCCAGCACCCGAUCACCUCCCUCUCCGAGGCCACCCAGGCCCACCUGUCCAAAAAAUACGGCAAAUGGGGUCGCGUGCUGGGCUCCGGCGCGGGCGGCACCGUCCGCCUCAUCAAGGCGAGCUCCAAGAACGGCGGCCACAUCUUCGCCGUCAAGGAGUUCCGCCCAAAGCGCACCGGCGAGUCAGAGAGGGAGUACCAGAAGAAGGUCACCGCCGAGUUUUGCGUCGGCUCCACCCUCAAGCACACGAACAUCAUCGAGACCGUCGACAUCGUGUCCGACCACGGGCAUUAUUACGAGGUGAUGGAGUACGCGCCGUACGACCUCUUCAGUGUCGUCAUGUCCGGCAAGAUGUGCCGCCCCGAGAUCUAUUGCGUCUUCCGCCAGAUCUGUGACGGCGUAGAGUACCUGCACGAGAUGGGGCUCGCCCACCGCGAUCUCAAGCUCGACAACUGCGUCAUGACGACCGACAAUGUCGUCAAGCUCAUCGACUUUGGCACCGCCACCGUCUUCCACUAUCCGGGCAAGGCCCAGCAGAAGGCCACCGGCGUCGUCGGCUCGGACCCGUACCUCGCCCCCGAGGUUCUCGCCCAGGAGAGCUACGAUCCCCGCAAGACGGACGUCUGGAGCGUCGCCGUCAUCUUCAUCUGCAUGAUCCUCCGCCGCUUCCCCUGGAAGAUCCCCGACCCAAAGUCGGACCCCAGCUUCCGCGCCUUUGUCAACACCCACCCCGAACUCUCCCAAAAGCCAGAGCCCAGGCGCCAUGCCACCGCCCCGCUCCCGCUCCCGCCCUCGUCGUUGUCGUCGUCGUCGUCGUUGUCGGACCGCGGUCUCGGCGUGAACGGCAACGGCGCCGCCCACAGCAGCCAGACCCUCCUCACCGCCAACGUGCCCUCGCUCUCCCCGCGCAAGUCCGCCUCGACGCCCUCGCCCUCGCUGCAGCACCCACCGCGGCACGACGACAACGACGACGACGCCAGCCGCGCGUCCAUCACCGACGCCUCGACCAUCUCCAGCAGCGCCUUUGACACCCGCUCCGUCUCCGAGGCCUCCGACACCGAGCCCUCCGUCUGGACCGCGCCCUCGCGCGACUCGCACUCGGGCUCGUCCGACGCCUCGGGCACGUCCGCCUCGCGCCUCGCGGGGCGCCUCCUCCCCGCCACCGUCGGCGUCUCGCGCUCCACCGCGACGCUCCCCGUCCUCCUCGCCGCGGGCCUCCCGCGCGCCGAGAGCCCGCAGGACAUGGACCCGUCCGUGCAGAUCUUCGCGCGCCCGGGCACGUCCACCGAGUCCCUCCCGUCCUCCCCGCACAUGAGCCCGCUCUUCAUGGGCGCCGGCGCCGGCAUCGCCAUCGGCAUGAGCUACCCCGGCGCCGAGGCGGACGACAUGCCGACGCCGACGAUGAAGCCCGCCGCCGCGCUCCUCUCCCCGCGCAUGCGCGGCGCGCCGUUUCACAGCCCGCUCGCGCCCAGCCACGAGCAGAAGCGCGAGGAGGUCGACCGCGUGCUCGGCGCGGUCAAGGACCGCGACGACGUCGAAAAGGCAUACCAGGACGAGCGCCAGGCGAACGGCGGCGGCGACGGCGGUGACGGCGGUGGCGACGAGGGCAAGGAAGAGACGGGGGAGAAGGAGAAGGACGCGGCGUCGACGCGGAGCGGCGGCCGGCGGGCGACCGUGAGCCGCGGCGGGCCGCGCCCGCGCGCGGAUAGCGCGGCGUCGGUCGCGACGUUCCACGGCGGGAUCGGCGGCGCCGAGUCCAUCUUCCGCCUGCUGCCGCGCGAGACGCGGCCCGCGAUCCGGCGGAUGCUGUUCGUCGAGCCCGCCGCGCGCUGCACGCUCACGGACCUGCUCAAGGGCCGCGGGAAGAGCUCGGGCCUGCUCUGCGGGUGCGGGCUGAACGGCACGAACGCGGGUGGCAGCGCGAGCGCGAGCGGGAUCGACACGCCGCCUGGGACGUGCCAGGACCACGACUGUGCGCCGGAGGAGGAGGACGACGGGGACGCGUGGCUGAAGAGCAUCGUGCCGUGCUCGGCGCUCGGCGCCGGCGUGCUGUCGGACCAUACGCACAUCAAGGUCGCCGUGGACGAUAAACAGCACAAGCGGAGACUACCCCCGCCCGCACCCUCCGCCCACAACUAUCCAUACAUUCGCCCGCCUGCCUGCCUACUUGCCUUUCGUGUCCACUCCCCGCGCGGCGGCCUUCCUUUGCACCUUGCGCCUUCUCCGCCCUCGCCGCGCCCACCCUCGCCCGCCCGCCCGUCCGCCCUCGCCCGCCCCGUGUGCGUCUCCCGCGCGCCGCCCGGGCGGCGUGUGCGGGCGGGGGGGUUUAGAAAAGCUACCCGCCCCGCCCUUAUAUCUCUUUGUCUUCCCUCCUUCCUUCUUUCCCUCUCGCAGUCUCUCGAGAUUGCUAUUUUUUUUAUCUAUUCCGUACCCGUAUCCCCUCCUAUGAUAGCGCGCCUGCUCCACAGUGCUCUCGGCAGCGGCGUCCUGCGUUGCUUGUUCGAGCUCAAGCCGCGCGGACGAUCGAGCGAUCGGGUCGACGUGCGGGCGGGAUCUCGACGGCGCGGACGUGCGAGCGGCGGCGAUCGAGCGAGUGCCUGGGAUUUGCGCUGGCGCGACCUAGAAGCGUCGGGCGGCGACGGCAGGUUCUACGAUAUCGAUCGGGCACGAUCCAGCGUAGAGACCACGGCUCGUGCGCGCAUGAAAUAAGUACAAUGGGUGUGCUACCGAUGCGACAUGUCACAGCUCGUCUCUGCCCUGGCCCGCCUGCGCCUGGCGUCGGCCACGGGCCACGGGCGGGCCCCGUCUGCUCUUCGCCUUGCCCUUCGGUUGUUGCUGCUGUUGCUGCUGUUGCUGCUGCUGGGACGGUGGCGACGACCUCGCCUUUGGCUUCGUCUUGCCCUUGUCCGAGAACAGCUCGUAGCCCGCCUUGCGCAGCGCCUCCGCGAUCGCCUUGUUGUCCGGCGCGCCCCCGGCACGCGCGCGGUCCGCCUGCUCCCCCUCUGCGCCGCCGCCGCCGUCCUCCAGCGUGUCCUCGUCCAGCUCGACCUCGCUGAAGAACUCGAUCACCAUCUCGCCGUCGUCCAGCUCCUCGACGACGACGCGCGGCGCGCCCUCGCCGCCGAGGAUGUUGUCGCGCUCCAGGAGACGCUCGAGCGUGCGGCGGAUGACGGCGGUAUGGUCCACGGAACCGUCUGCGUCGUCGAGGUCCUCGCCUUGCGGAUGAUCGUCGUCGUCGUAUUCGUCGUCGUCGGCAGCGGCAGCGGCAGGCGCGCCAUCGGGCUGCGCGGCGCCCCCGUCGAUGGGCGGGGGAGGGGGAACGCGCUUGGGGCCGCGCGGGGGGAGCUUGAUCGGGUGAUCGGCCUCCGGGAUGGCCACCCUCUCCGCGGGGAGGACGUCGACGACCUCGCGGCAGCGG